Molecule: messenger RNA, 2011 nt
Organism: Spinacia oleracea (spinach)
Lineage: Eukaryota; Viridiplantae; Streptophyta; Magnoliopsida; Caryophyllales; Amaranthaceae
Product: probable inorganic phosphate transporter 1-3
Exons: 3
Coding region: 184-1839 (551 amino acids)
Biological process (GO): phosphate ion transport; transmembrane transport
Cellular component (GO): membrane
Molecular function (GO): phosphate transmembrane transporter activity
Source: RefSeq, a predicted model, not a curated record
AGAGCAUAUGCCUUAAGAUUCCUCGGCUAAUUGCAUAUAAAUAUUCUUGUAAUUUUACUCCAUUUCAUUCAACUCAGAUAUUGCUUUCAAAUUAUCUUCCAUUGCAUUGCAACUCCUCUAAUCAGGAAGUUACACCCACAAGGAAGCUUUACAAAGAAAAAUAACUAAUUAAUCAAACAUAUAAUGGCAAAAGAACAACAGUUGCACGUUCUUAAGGCACUUGAUGUAGCUAAAACACAAUGGUAUCACUUCACUGCGAUUAUCAUUGCCGGUAUGGGAUUUUUCACAGACGCCUAUGAUCUUUUCAGCAUUUCCAUAGUCACAAAACUCCUCGGACGUAUAUACUACACUACUCCGAACCCAACAAGGCCCGGAUCUUUACCCAUCAAUGUCAGUGCUGCUGUCAAUGGUGUAGCCUUUUGUGGCACCCUUGCAGGGCAACUAUUCUUUGGGUGGCUUGGUGACAAGAUGGGUAGGAAGUCGGUUUAUGGCAUCACCUUACUUUUAAUGACCUUUUGUUCCAUCGCCUCUGGCCUAUCCUUCGGUAGCACACCAAAAGGUGUCAUGACAACUCUUUGUUUCUUUAGAUUCUGGCUUGGGUUCGGCAUUGGUGGGGACUAUCCACUAUCUGCCACAAUCAUGUCUGAGUAUGCUAACAAAAAGACACGCGGAGCAUUCAUCGCAGCGGUUUUUGCUAUGCAAGGGGUAGGGAUCUUAACCGGAGGUAUUGUGGCACUUAUUGUGUCAGCAGGGUUCGAGAGCAAAUACCACCCACCUUCAUUUGAAGAAGAUCCAGCUCGAUCACUUACACCUGAAGCUGACUACAUUUGGCGAGUUGUGUUGAUGUUUGGAGCAAUUCCUGCUGCCAUGACUUACUAUUGGCGUAUGCAAAUGCCUGAGACUGCUAGGUACACUGCACUGGUAGCCAAAAACGCUAAUAAAGCUGCUGAGGAUAUGUCCAAGGUGUUAAACGUUGAAAUCGAAGGUGAGGAUGACAAGCUUCAGAGAAUAGUCCAAGAUGAAAGGAACACCUUUGGACUCUUCUCUGCACAAUUCGCUCGACAGUACGGCUUACGUCUUCUUGGUACUACUAGUACAUGGUUCUUACUUGACAUCGCGUUUUACAGUCAAAACCUUUUCCAAAGCAACAUAUUUAGCUCUAUUGGAUGGCUUCCUGACGCGUCUAAGAUGAGUGCCAUCCGAGAAGUGUACAAGGUUGCUAGAGCACAGACCUUAAUCGCGCUAUGUGGAACAGUCCCAGGUUACUGGUUCACCGUUGGAUUAAUUGACAUCAUGGGAAGAUUUGCUAUCCAAAUGAUGGGUUUCUUCUUUAUGACAGUGUUCAUGUUUGCCAUCGCUAUCCCCUACGAACAUUGGCAACAAAGGGCAAAUAGGGUUGGAUUUCUAGUCAUGUAUGGUCUCACUUUCUUUUUUGCCAACUUUGGGCCUAAUUCAACCACAUUCGUGGUACCGGCUGAAAUAUUCCCGGCUAGGUUGAGGUCUACUUGUCAUGGUAUAUCAGCUGCGGCAGGCAAGGCUGGGGCAAUUGUAGGUGCAUUUGGUUUUUUGUAUGCAUCCCAGGAUAAGAACCCGGCUAGGAGGAGUCAAGGUUACCCACCGGGAAUUGGGCAGAAAAAUUCACUAAUUGUCCUUGGUGUGAUAAAUUUUUUAGGUAUGGUUUUCACCUUGUUGGUCCCUGAGCCUAAGGGUAUGUCGCUUGAAGAGGCGUCCGGCGAGGCUACAGCCGAAUCCGACGAUCAUGAUAAUGAAUUUGAUAUCCCAAAAAGGUUUGAAGGGACGAAUCGAAGCGACAUAGGGAUGGAUCUUAGUGGAUCGUGACAGCAAGGCCACUCUGCCGCUUACAAUACCCGUCGCGUAUUUAAUUCAAUGUAACAUAAGUAUAUAAUUUGUAUAUAUAUGCACAUCACAAUGUAUGUAUAAUGUAUGUACAUCCAUGCAUGGAGUAACUAUAAAUAUUGUGAAUCUUGAUAUAGAAUUGUGAAUUAACUUC